Messenger RNA from Menidia menidia (Atlantic silverside), 4851 nucleotides. NCBI's taxonomy places the organism in Eukaryota, Metazoa, Chordata, Actinopteri, Atheriniformes, Atherinopsidae. The record is from the annotation of a GenBank genome assembly.
UCCCCGCGUCCUCCUCCGCGCCCGCAGACGCACUUUGCGCGCUCCAGAUGCGCGUCAGCCGCAUGCUUCCAUGACUUUCACACUUUUUCUGGAGUGGAAUAUGAAUCCUCGGUGGUAUAUGGAUGAAUAGUGCGGGAGUUGGAGACUUUCUGCGGCUCUUGUAAAGUUUGAAUUAGCCUUUAAUGAGGACUGGCUCUUUUUCUUCUGUGGGAUGAUGGCACAGGCGGUCUCCGUCAUUCUCCUGCUUUGCGUUAUUCUGGACAUAACUUGUGUCGCUGCCAUUGAACUGCGGUUCAUCCCUGACCCACCAACUCUGAACAUAUAUGGCACCCACAGGAUGAACAAAUCUGAGAACCUGGAACUGAUAUGCAGAGGUCGGCAGCAUCUGAGGUGGUUGAUGCCUCCAACGAGCACACACUUUUCCACCAGCGACUGCAGCGGCUCCGGACUCUUCUGCACCACGCUGACCAUCGUCAAUGCAACAGUGAAUGAAACCGGAGAGUAUCAGUGUUCUUACAGAGACCUGAAAGUUGAGGAUGGGAAGACUGCAACAUCGCUUUAUUUGUUUGUCCAUGAUUACAAAGUACCGUUCGUGCCGUCUGGCAAGGAGCUUGAAGUGGUGUUCAUUCGUGAGGGAGAGCGGGUGGUCAUACCCUGCCGUGGAUCGAUGGAGAAUCUCAACGUUACGCUAAACACUAAGUAUCCAAUCAGGGAGCUCCAUCCUGAUGGGAAGGAUUCUGUGUGGGAUGCCCGGACUGGAUUCACCGUACCCACUCAUCUGAUCAGCUACGCUGGCGUUGUGUCCUGCCAGACUCGCAUUGGGGAUGAGACGUUCAAGUCCCCUCUCUACAUAGUGGCCGUUGUGGGAUACAAGAUCUAUAACCUCACGCUGACCCUCUCGCAACAGACGCUGUCUGUGGGCGAGCGCCUGGUGCUCAGCUGCACCGCGUGCACCGAGCUCAACGUGGCCAUCGAGUUCAACUGGACGCACUCCGAUCGGGCACUGAGUUCGGACAGCGGUUGGAGGCAGUCUCAUACGGUGUCCCACAAGAAGAAGCUGUGGAAGUCCCUGGAGCUGUCCAACACUGUCAUCGUGGACAGCGUGACAAUGGAUCACAACGGAGAGUUCACCUGCACGGCUUCCAGCGGGAAGAUGGAGAAAAGUGCCACAGCGAGUCUGAAAGUUUAUGAAAAGCCCUUCAUCGAGAUGCAAGAGCCCUUGAUGAAGGUUUUGGAGGCAAACGUAGGAGAUCAGACACCCACUGUGAUCCCUGUAAAGUACACAGCCUACCCUGAGCCCAGCUUUAAAUGGUUAAAAAAUGGCCAAGCUCUCAAAAAGGACUAUCGAAUAAAACAAGAGAGAGAUGCUCUCACCAUCCAUGGAGUCAAAGAGAUGGACGAGGGGAACUACACAGUGAUCCUGAGCAAUAAGAUCACCGAAGAGGAGGAGAGGCGCACGUUCCAGCUGUUGGUGAAUGUGCGCCCGCGGAUUAUCGAAAAAGAAACGGGCGUGGACACCGAUGUGUACCCGUAUGGCAGGAGCCCCACCCUCAGGUGCACCGCUCAAGGAUUUCCCACGCCCACCCACAUCCAGUGGCAGUGGAUGUCCAAGGAGGACUGCCCCGAUGCUUUCCUGUCAGGACAAGUCAAGCUUGAGCUGCAGCUUGAGAAGUGCACAGGCUGGAGGGACAUCAGCAACAGCACUGGUCCCAACCAAGAGGAGCAAAUAACAUCUGAGGUUGAUCUUGACCAACGGAAAAUUUCAAGCGCUUUGAAGAUUCAGAAAGCCAAAGCCCACGCUCUCUACAGAUGCACGGCACGCAACAAAGCAGGAGAGGACUCCCGAGUCAUCUUUUUCCGUGUGACACGCAGCCUUGAGGUGAGCAUGUCUCCGUCUGACAGACCCCUGGAGGAGGACUCGGUGGUUCUGCGCUGCACGGCCGACAAACUGAUCUACGACCACCUGGCCUGGUUCCUCGUGGCCAACGUGUCGGAGUCGGUGCAGGUGGCGGCCGCCACGCUGCUGCCCUGCCGCUCCCUGACCCUGCAGCCGCGGCCGCUGCCGCAGGCCGUGCUCAUCGUUCAGGAAGGGACGAAUGUCACCCUGGAGCUGACGCUGCCAAACGCCUCCCGCCAGGACGAGGGCCUGUACGCCUGCCAGGUGCAGAACAACAAGACCAAAGAGAAAACCUGCCUGCUGCGCCGCUUGUCGCUCAGAGAUCUCGAGGGUGCGAGGAUCCGUAAUAACUUCACGGACCAGAAGGUCAACAUGAGUGCGACCAUCACCCUCCACUGUGACGCCGUGGGCACGCCCAACCCGGUGGUGGUCUGGACCAAAAACAACCAUACCGUGGUGGAGGGUUCAGGCGUGUUUCUGAACCAGCAGAACCUGACAAUCCAGCGUGUGAAGAAGGAGGACAGCGGCCUGUACACCUGCGCUGCGUGUAACAGUCGUGGCUGCGACACCUCGCAGGCCUAUUUGACGGUGGAAGGUGCCGAUGAGAAGACUAAUGUGGAGCUGAUCGUUCCUAUUGGAUCAGUAGUCAUAGCCAUGUUUUUCUGGCUGCUGAUCGUCUUUGUUAUCCGUGGAAGAAAGAGACCAAACGGAGGAGAUCUGAAAACGGGCUAUCUGUCCAUGAUCCUGGACUCCGAGGACAUGCCCAUGGACGAGCAGUGCGAGAGGCUCACGUACGACGCCAACAAGUGGGAGUUCCCUCGGGAAAGGCUGAAGCUCGGUGAACCUCUGGGCCGAGGGGCGUUUGGCCAGGUGGUCGAGGCGGCUGCCUUUGGCAUUGAGAAAAUCACCACAUGCACCACUGUUGCAGUCAAGAUGCUGAAGGAGGGCGCCACUUCUAGUGAGUACCGUGCCUUGAUGUCAGAGCUGAAAAUUCUCAUCCACAUUGGACAUCACCUGAACGUGGUCAACCUGUUGGGAGCCUGCACCAAACCUGGGGGGCCUCUGAUGGUGAUUGUUGAAUACUGUAAACACGGGAACCUUUCUAGCUACUUGAAGAGCAAGCGUGGAGAGUACAGCCCUUACAAGAGAAAACGUGUGGACAGCCAACGCUGGACGUCUGCAGAAGAGGACGUCAAUGAAGGGGAUCUGGGUUUGGGGAAGAUUGCACAGUUGGACAUCUGCACUGGGACAGCUGAAGACAAGGCUUCAGGCAGCCACGCAGACAUGCAUCAAGAAAGCUCCGUUGACGACCAUCUUACCAUGGAAGACCUGAUAAGCUAUAGUUUCCAGGUUGCCAAAGGAAUGGAGUUUCUGGCUUCUCGCAAGUGCAUCCACAGAGACCUAGCAGCCAGAAACAUCCUGCUCUCUGAGAACAACGUCGUAAAGAUUUGUGACUUUGGCCUUGCCAGAGAUGUCUACAAAGACCCUGACUAUGUCCGCAAGGGAGAUGCACGGCUCCCUUUGAAGUGGAUGGCUCCUGAGACCAUAUUUGACCGGGUUUAUACCACGCAAAGUGAUGUUUGGUCCUUUGGCGUCCUUCUUUGGGAGAUCUUUUCACUGGGGGCCUCUCCUUAUCCGGGCGUUUGCAUCGACGAAUCCUUCUGCAGGAGACUCAAGGAAGGAACAAGGAUGAGACCUCCAGAAUAUGCCACCACUGAGAUGUACCAGACCAUGUUGGACUGCUGGCUUGAUCGUCCUACCGACAGGCCCACGUUUGCAGAACUGGUCGAACAUCUGGGAAAUCUGCUCCAGACCAGUGCCCAACAGGAUGGGAAAGAUUACAUCCCCCUGACAGCGGGUGAAGCAGAGGGAUGCCUGGUGCCCACUGGGCCCAUGAGCCCUUAUGCCAGGCCUCAAAGCGGUGAAGCCGUGGAGAGUCACUACGAUAGCCCACAGUCUCUUGGACUGUCGCUGCAGAAUGAAAGGUGCGGCCGGCCUCUGAGUGUGAAGACAUUUGAAGACAUCCCUGUGGCGCACAGCAGUGUCAUGGAGGGGCACACAGACAGUGGGAUGUGUUUCUCUUCAGAGGAGGGAAAGCACUUACAUCAACAGAUGCAAACCACACCGAACUUCAGUCAACUGCGGCGCUGCAAGAGCAAAGAGUCUGUUGCUUCGGAGUCAUCCAAUCAGACGAGCGGGUACCAGUCGGGGUACCACUCUGAUGACACAGACACCCCGAUCUAUGCCAACGAGGAGGUGAUCAUGAAGCACACCAUGCUGAAGAAGCCUCCGCUGCCCAAGACGCCCGAAAAGUUCAAAACAGAGAUCCGCUACAGCACCCCGCCCGUCUGACCCCGCACAUUCCCAACGGCUUGACCCCUGGGUCUUCUCACUGUACAGUGUCAUGGUUUGGUUUCCACCGGUGUGGCGGUCCGGGACAAAAAUGAAAACACGCAAAUAGGAAAGGCUGUGUGUUGGGACGUCGCACGGGAGAGAAUCUGAGAAGCGAGCAGAGGAAAUAAAAAGAAAGUUGUAUGAUAAGUUUGUGUAGCAGCUCUCUGUGGCCGGCCUGAGGAACGGCGUCAUGUCUGAGGAUCCCAAACGGGAGGACGCGCCCCCUUCCUCAGGCACAAUCCACUUCCUCUAUUGCAGGAAAUGGCAUCUGGAAUUUUUAGAUAACUGAAUCAGUAGAGGGUUUCUUUCUUUUUUAAUAUGCAUUUGUGUGUUUGUUGGCAUACUGAAUAGCAUUUUCUGUAAUCACAGUUUCCACAGUCCAUUUGUACAGUUAUUUUAUACACAGUAGCUACAUUAUUUUAUUGAACAUUUGUUACUUAACCGUUAAUCAAUGUAUCUAGUUUUACUAAAUUAAAAUGCUCACAAAAUAAGCAAGUUUCUCUGUGGAUCUUUGUAAUAAAACAAUUAUGGUUUGACUUGUAAAACUCACAAUGAUUUAU